AUGAAGCCGGGAACCCGCCUCAAGUCCCGGCGAGGCAGCGCCGGCGACGACGAGGAGGCUUCUGGCGGUGGGGAGUACAGCAGCUUCCCGCUGACCCCGCGCAGAGACUACUGCUGGUCGUCGGGGCUGCUCAAGGCGGUGGUGGCGCUGGCGAUCCUCAUGGCCGGCGUGCUGAUCGGGCUGGCGGGCAGCGCCAACGUGUCGCGCUACUACUACUACUACUACAGCAGCAUGGGAUUGGGGUCGUCGUCUCUUUCCUCCCUGCAGGUAGAGGCGGCAGAGGUAGAGGCAGCGUUCCGUGGGUUCUUGGACCCCGGGCCUCCGUGGGGUCACUCGAUGUCGGACUCGGAGCUGUUCUGGCGCGCGUCCAUGGCGCCCCGCAUGGAGGAGUACCCGUUCCAGCGCGUGCCCAAGGUGGCGUUUCUGUUCCUCGCGCGCGGGCCGCUGCCGUUCGCGCCGCUGUGGGAGCGCUUCUUCCGCGGGCACGAGGGGCUCUACUCGGUGUACGUGCACGCGCUGCCGGGCUACGCGGGCCGCUACCGGCGCUCGUCGCCGUUCCACGGGCGGCAGAUCCCCAGCCGGGAGGUGUCGUGGGGAUCCAUCACGCUGGUGGACGCGGAGAAGCGGCUGCUGGCCAACGCGCUGCUGGACUGGUCCAACCAGCGCUUCGUGCUGGUGUCGGAGAGCUGCGUACCCGUCUUCAACUUCCGGACGGUGUACGAGUACCUGGUGAACUCGGCGCACAGCUACGUGGAGUCGUACAACAUCGACGUGCCCCAGUGCGCGGGGCGCUACAACCCGCGGAUGGCGCCCGACAUCCUGGAGGAGCAGUGGCGCAAGGGCUCCGAGUGGUUCGAGCUCAGCCGGGAGCUCGCCGUCGACGUGGUGGCGGACCAGCGCUACCACGCGCUGUUCCGGCGGCACUGCACGCCGUCGUGCUACCCCGACGAGCACUACAUCCCGACCUACCUGCACCUGUGGCACGGCGCGCGCAACGCCAACCGGACCGUCACCUGGGUGGACUGGUCUCGCGGGGGCCCGCACCCGGCGCGCUUCGGCAAGGCCGCCACCACGGCCGCCUUCGUCGCCGCCAUCCGCAGCAACGGCACGCGCUGCCUGUACAACGGCAAGCCCACCACGGUGUGCUACCUCUUCGCCAGGAAGUUCGCGCCCAGCGCGCUGGAGACGCUGCUCAACCUCAGCACCACGCUGCUAGACUUCUGA
Molecule: messenger RNA, 1224 nt
Organism: Panicum virgatum (switchgrass)
Lineage: Eukaryota; Viridiplantae; Streptophyta; Magnoliopsida; Poales; Poaceae
Product: glycosyltransferase BC10-like
Exons: 2
Coding region: 1-1224 (407 amino acids)
Cellular component (GO): membrane
Molecular function (GO): glycosyltransferase activity
Source: RefSeq, a predicted model, not a curated record